This is a messenger RNA of Gavialis gangeticus (Gharial), 1487 nucleotides long. Its product is annotated as macrophage mannose receptor 1-like. NCBI's taxonomy places the organism in Eukaryota, Metazoa, Chordata, Crocodylia, Gavialidae. The transcript has 4 exons. The coding region runs from base 83 to 391 and encodes 102 amino acids. The record is from RefSeq and is a predicted model, not a curated record.
UUGGGAGACAAGACUCUAGUGGAUUUUGUCAACUGGAAGAAAGAAAAACUUACACAUCAUAAGGAGAACUGUAUUGAAGUAUAUGCAUCACUUGGGUACUGGAUUAGUGCUCCAUGUUCUCAGAAAAAAGGGUAUAGGAUAUAUUUGUAAAAAACCAAAGAUUAUUGAUGCUGGACUUACUGAAAAACAACCAAAGAAUAAAGGAGAAAAAAUGGAUAAAGGUGUUCUUACAUCUUCCACCAGCAUCCAUUGGUUCGCAGGUGUUCUGGUCCUUAUUCUAGUAGGAACUGGAUGUGCAAUAUGUUUCUACUUCAAGAAAAAAAGGCAAAAACAACAAGCUAUUGCAACUGAAAUGAGUAACAUACAAGGACAUGUGGAUUACCAUGAGUGAGGUGAACACAGUCAUUCACAGUGAAAAAAAAUGACUGGAUAAUAUAUGACAAAUGUUAAUAAAAUUAAAGCAACUGGAAGAAAUUAAAUCAUAGACCAGCAUUACUUUCUGUUACCAACUUAGUAAUAUUUUUAUUGUAUGUAUGUAUGUUUGCAAGGUAUACACAAUAUAAUGGAUACUGAUUAUUCAUUUUAUAGUUGUGCAACACUUCUAAGAGUCAGUUAAAUUAAAAUAUAUAGUGUAAGCUAUUUAUGAAGUAGGCAAAUGCAUAGUAUUUAACUAUUUAAAACACAGCAUUCACUAACAUUCCAGAUUUUACAGAGGUCUGAGCUGCUAUCACUCAGGAAGGGCAUUCUGGUUAUGCAAAUCGUGAGAAUUUGCCCUGAAAAGUAUCCAUCCAGCUCCACUCCAGAGAUCUUAACACAGUUUUACAGCCAGGGCUGCAUGUAAUCUCUGCAUUUAAAAGAUUAUGGGGGAAAUGUUUGCCCCAGUGAACUCAGUGGGAAAACUGCCAUGGAUUCCAGUUACUUAAGAUUUUAUCCUGCUUAUCUGUUUCAGUCAGAAUAACCUUGGGAGAGCUAUAUCCAUAUGUUGAUAAAAUUCAAUAGAAAAAGAUUUAUAGAUUUUUCAGUAUAUCAGUUCAGAACUACAGUGUGUCUGUAAUGUGUAGAGACAGAACAUUAAAAAAAUUCCAGCUUCACAAUUUUAGAUUUACAGAAAUCUGAUGAUAAAAACAUAGAACUUCUGUCCCUUGUCAGUUACAAAAUUUACAUUUGGCUUAAUAUAUUGGUAAGAAGAACAGUUUCCUUUCUUUUGUGCUAUCAACUUCAGUUUCAUUAACUAAAUAACACUGGAAAUUUUUCUACAGUCUUCUAUUUUUUUAUAAUAUUCUGCAAAUACAAAUAUUUUCCUAUAAAAUUCAAAUCAGCAGUAAAAAUAAGUUAAGAAAGUGAUGUGUUCUUUACACAAUCCUAUUUAAGUAAUGAUGAAUUAAAUGGACUUUUUUGUGAUCUAGCUAAGCAUUUAUUUGUGGCUAUGACCUGGCUUUGGCUUCUAGCUUUCUAAAUUAGAGAAAUAAAAGAGAUAUAAAAUGAUA